This is a messenger RNA of Aspergillus terreus NIH2624, 945 nucleotides long. Its product is annotated as mitochondrial fission process 1 family protein. Bases 1 to 945 code for a protein of 314 amino acids. The transcript has 2 exons. Gene Ontology annotation, cellular component: mitochondrion. The record is from RefSeq and is a predicted model, not a curated record. NCBI's taxonomy places the organism in Eukaryota, Fungi, Ascomycota, Eurotiomycetes, Eurotiales, Aspergillaceae. Gene Ontology annotation, biological process: mitochondrial fission.
AUGGCAGAAAACCCCCCUACUAACCCCUCUAGCUCCGUCGACUCAACUGAAACCCCCUACCGCUACGCCGGCUACGCCAACCGCCUCCGCACCAUCCUCCUCUCCGCCCACCGCUACGUCGCCUACACCUCGGACAUCGGCGAGUCCUUCCGCCCCGUCGCCCACCCCUACCUCGUGCGCUCCGCCUACGCCAUCUCCUGGUCCUACCUGAUCGGCGAUGUCGUCCACGAGGGCUACAAGGCCUACCUGCGCAACCGGCGGGUUCUCGCCCCCCCCUGCGACGCCUACAAGGACGCCUCCAACGUCGCCCUGGGCAUGGUCACCGGCAACCUCUCGGGCCCGCUCACCUCCGCCUCCCCCGCCGCAUCAUCGGCCGUCACGACGGACAAAGAUACCCUCACCCCCUGGCCCACCACCCGCAUCCCGCUGGCUGAAGACUACCGCAUGGUGAUGGCCAAGCGCGCCGUGUUCCAGAGCGUCGCCAGCAUGGGUCUGCCCGCCCUCACCAUCCACUCCGUCGUCAAGUACUCCGGCCGCAUGCUGAAGAACUCCAAGAUGGUGUUUUUCCGCACCUGGGCGCCUAUCGGUCUCGGCCUUAGUGUCGUCCCCUUCCUCCCCUACAUCUUCGACGAGCCCGUCGAGGAGGCCGUCGAGUGGGUCUUCCGCACCGGUCUGCGCGCCUAUGCUGGCGAAGACGCCGUCCGGCCCCUCCCGCAGCCGGCCCACGCCGCCGACGAGGAUGCCACCUCGCUCAGCCAUCUGCUGCAUGUCCAGCGCGAACAGGGGCAUCCGGCGGACGCUACGGCCACCUCCGCCACGCUGUCGUGGGAGGAGUACAAGGAGGAGCGGCGGCGGGCCAAGGAGCAGCGCAGGCACCAGCGCGAAACCGAUGGGCGGGGUGGUAUAUUGGCCAUGUUGGGGCUGGAGAAGAAGAAAAACGAGUAA